This is a messenger RNA of Trematosphaeria pertusa, 1755 nucleotides long. RefSeq lists its product as uncharacterized. The transcript has a single exon. The coding region runs from base 1 to 1755 and encodes 584 amino acids. The record is from RefSeq and is a predicted model, not a curated record. NCBI's taxonomy places the organism in Eukaryota, Fungi, Ascomycota, Dothideomycetes, Pleosporales, Trematosphaeriaceae.
AUGGACUACCCUUUUUUCGACGACAGCAAGCACGGAGCAACCAUCAAUCCCGCCGAUCUGCACACCGCCGACCCCUUUGCAGCAUUUGGCUCCGGCUUCGAUACUUUUUGCCCGCCGGCCGAUGCCUCAAACUUCAACGAUCUCACUACUGUCGACUCGGCCGUGGACCUCGCGACGCAGUGGACUUCGCCAUUAGUGAAGCAGGAGCCCGACCAUUUCGUCGAGCAAUUUGUUAACUACAAUGCUUCUCCCACCUCAGGCGCGAACACGCCGUCUCCGCCCACGGACAUGAUUUUCAGCAACACCAACUCCCCCGGGGACUUUCUAAGAGAGCACAGUCAGACCGCCUCUCCGGAAUCGGAAAACGACGUCGUAACGCACGACGCCAAGUGCUCGCCCACCGACGGCUCCUGGGACUCGGUGCACUCUACCUCCCAGGCCAUUCUCAUCCCGCAGCCUAGGGAUACUCCCCAGGUCCACCUCGUGUCAGACAAGACAAAAACCCGGGCCGAGACGCAAAUCAAGAUGCAGCUGACUCUGGAUCCUUUGGAACCCGGAACCGAGUACAUCCAUUUCCCGCGGAAAACCCUCGCCAAGCCCAAGCAUUUCGCAACCCCCGAGGAGAAGGAGGAAAUCGAAAGUAAAGGCGACGUCACCUACAUGGAUGUCCUCCUCGUCUGUGCCACGGCAGUCGAGAAGCCAGAGGACCUGCAAAUAGCCUUUCGCCGUGCUGCUGGUAAGGAGCGCGUUCCGAGAAGAGCGGCUGGAAGCACCAUUUCGGAGCUUGACAAGGACGACCCUGCGCACCCGCAGAAUGGCGGCGAAGUCAUCAUCUGCGAAGGCUGCAAAGAGCGAGAGCGCAAGCGAUAUGACCGUAAGAAGAAGCGGGCCGAAGACGAGAAAGAAUGGACCGACUACGAGAAUGACCGGGUCGUCAUGAUCAACGAGAAGGAAUACAAGAAGUGGAAAGAGGUCGAGUCACAUGACCAGCAGUUUUCGGCCCGCGCCAAGACAGUUGAGUUCGCCAUGCGGAUAGCCUGCUACUGCCGGCACCAGGAAGAGAAGUCGCCCGUUGGCUACCGGGUGCUGUUCACCUUCAAGGAUGCCAAGGGAGCUUUGCUUGCUCAACAUCAUUCUGAGAUCUUUCAGAUCACCGAUGAUCAUAAGAACAAGGAAGUCCUUCCUGAAGCCGCCCCGCGACCUCUCACCAUCCCUCAGACGUACAUGCCUCAGUAUGGUCACGCCUCCAAUGUUGUGCCGGUCUAUCAGUAUCCCGUGGAUAACCAAUUCUCCGCCGCGCUUGCUACAUAUUCUCAGCCGCCAACACCGGUCAUGUCAGGCUUCCAAUCCAACCCUAUGUCGCCCAUGGACACGGCGUUCUCACAGAUGACCACCUCUACGGCUACACCUCAACCACACCGUCAAUCCAUCUCGUCAUUCCCCUCCACUUCUGUUUCCUCGAGCGCACCGCAAUUUCCCAGGCACCAACAUCAUCAGAGCCAAUACGACGCACCCAUGCUUAGCCCCACCACCCAGGUUCCGGCUGAGACGCAGUACCUUCAUCGACCCCUGUCCAUGGACAGCUUCAACUUCUCUGCCGAUACCCAAUACCCGAAUUACAACGGCUUCGCGUCCGCACCUGGCUCUACAAUCAACACACCCCACAAUCUCUCUCGGCCCGCUUCACCCUCAUGGCCAGAGGGCCCAACAAAGAAGAAGACGAUUAGGUGUGUCUACUUCUUUGUUGACGAGUGA